Caretta caretta (loggerhead turtle) is the source of this 2593-nucleotide messenger RNA. RefSeq names its product CD59A glycoprotein. NCBI's taxonomy places the organism in Eukaryota, Metazoa, Chordata, Testudines, Cheloniidae. The record is from RefSeq and is a predicted model, not a curated record.
UAGAGGCACAGGCAAGUUUAAUGACCCAUUAAUAAAAUUUAUCAUAAUUUUUGUGUUAAUAUUGACGUCUCUCCCUACACCUGGCCACCAGAACCUUUCCAGACUAUGAAGACCAAUUGCAGGAUAUUCUGGCUUCAGGGACAUACAGCUGUGCUGUCACUCUGGGAGGUUAGGUAGGGGGUUGAUGGAAAUGGUAGAUGCCUGCCUGGCAGGUUCAUCAUAGCAGCGACCAGAGCUCAGUUGCUGGAAAUAUUUGAAAAAACUAGGCUGGCAAACAAUUUAAACAAAUAAUCACCAUUAAUUGCAGUUUCAAUCGCACUGUUAAACAAUAAUAGAAUGCCAACUGAAAUGUGUUAUGAAUAUUGUGGAUGUUUUUCUACAUUUUCAAAUAUAUUGAUUUCAAUUACAACACAGAAUACAAAGUGUACAGUGCUCACUUUAUAUUAUUUUUAUUACAAAUAUUUGCAUUGUAAAAAAGAUAAAAGAAAUAAUAUUUUUCAGUUUACCUCAUACAAGUACUGUAAUGCAAUCUCUUUAUCGUGAAAGUGCAAUUUACAAAUGUAGAUUAUUUUUAAUCUUUAUUAAGAAAGUUGGAGGACAGAUCCCAUACGAAAAAUAUCAUUCCUAAAUAUCUACUUAAAGAGAUAGCAAAGUAAUCAAUAUUAGAACAUUCACAGUUGUUAAGGAAGAUUCUGAGAAAUGUUUACAAAAUCCUAUUACAAAAGUGUUCCAUUUUUCAACCAAUACUCAUAUUCCGUAGCACUAAAUGGCAUGUGAAUAUGGGUUGCAAAACUGUUCAAUAAAGUAAAUGACUGUUUAGAAAUGCAUGUAUGUCUAAAUCAGGAUUGUUUAUCAAAGUUUAGAUGUAUAAGAUAAGUACUUACACAAUCACUGAAAUACAAACUUUAUUGAAAACAGAACUUAUAUAAAAAGGUCGGUCACUAAUAUAUAGUGGAGCAUUCCAAUAAUGAAUUUAGGAUAGACAUAUUAGAAAGGCAGAGAUAUAUUACAGAAUGCUACAUGUGUGUAUCUAUGGCCUGAAUAACUGCCUGGUCCUCCCAUUUUGUGCUCAUGGGCCAGGCCCCAAAGCCGUGCUCUGUCGAGUAGAGUUCACCAAAUACACAGACUAUACAGACGUGUCCAUGGAAUCCAUCACCUGGUCCUCCAUCAUUCCAAUUCCUGUAACAAUCCUGCUGGGUCUAGUGGGCUGCUAAGGAUGCGUCACUGAAGCAUCUCCAAUACGACGGGAUCUGCUUUUCACAGUUAGUAAGGGACUGGAGCCCACUGUUCAUGUGUUCCACCUCCAUGCUGAAAGUGUUCAAAAUGGCUCCAAGGCACAAAUGGGAUAAAGGAAAUUUGACCCCUUUUCCCACUACUCUCUUGGCCUCUGAGAAGUAUCCCAAUAUCUACUAUGAAAAUUGCCUGGAAUACAGCAAGCCUAGAAGCAGCGCAAGGAAUCCUGGGAGAUCUACCUAGACUGCACACGGCUGUGUGAACACAUGGUUUGUAACGUGACAGGGGCUACACCGAUGCGAGCACUACUGUGUGAACAUACACAAACAGUGUAUCUAAACAGGUAUAGUUAGACUGAUUUAAACUACAACUGUGCAACCUUUAAAAAUGGACAUGACGCUCGUCAGUGAUCUAAGGACUAAAAAAAUAAAGUGUAGGUUUGAGCCAUAAGCAUAUACCAUAGAUUUACUGUGGUGGGAAGCACCUCUUAGAGAAUUUUCUUUUGUUUACUCCAGCCAUCCAGGUUCCCUGAAUAUUUCCUCAUCUCUUUGGAAGAUACACCGUAUACUUUCCACCUUGUGUAAGAGCUGCCAGUUUCCGUAAAAGCUGAGUCCCAGCCAAAAGGAAGCGUUUCAACACAAGUUUACUCAAGGUUGCUACAGGCUGUUCUUCCCCUGUGCAAAGAGAUUGUAAAACAAAGUCAACAAAUGUGGGAAAUUCCAGGUCUACUGAGUGGGACCAAAGUGGAUGGGGAAAGGCAUGUGGGGAAGUAUAUAAACCAGCAGCACCACACAGCAACAAUGAAACAGAUCUCCCUCACUUCAGCUGCAAACCAGGUGUCUGUUUAAAGCCUUUCUACACAAAAUGAGGAACCUGAUUGUGUGUGCGCUCGCCCUAGCGCUGAUGGCACAAGCCGUUGUGUCUCUGGAGUGCUAUCACUGCCCUAAUGGAGCAAGAUGCUUUACCACUCAGAAAUGCAGGGAUGACCAGGAUCAAUGUAUUACCAUGUUCUUCCCUUUCACUGCUAAAUACGCUAAGCGAUGCUCCAGGACGUAUGAAUGUGAAGUCAUGAAGGCCAUGGGGGGGUCUGCAGUGAAGGCCAUUUGCUGCGGCACUGAUCGGUGCAACCGAUAGACAGGAGCUCCUGCACUCUCAAGACCAACACCAGCAGGGUCUCCUCCUCCCUCUGCAGUGUGACUGGAAAUCCUCACUGAGGGUCCUUGCUGCCAUCUCUCUCUCACACUCACACACACCCACACUCUUUAUUCUUAUUUUAGAGGAGAACACACGUUUGCCAUGGAUGUUUUCAGCAGCUGUACUAGUGACACCAUGGACAGCACUAAUAAUAAAAGGAUAUUAC